Molecule: messenger RNA, 2342 nt
Organism: Heteronotia binoei (common prickly gecko)
Lineage: Eukaryota; Metazoa; Chordata; Lepidosauria; Squamata; Gekkonidae
Product: gastrula zinc finger protein XlCGF57.1-like
Exons: 1
Coding region: 11-1882 (623 amino acids)
Biological process (GO): regulation of DNA-templated transcription
Molecular function (GO): DNA-binding transcription factor activity, RNA polymerase II-specific; RNA polymerase II cis-regulatory region sequence-specific DNA binding
Source: RefSeq, a predicted model, not a curated record
GCACAGUAUAAUGAAGGCAUGUAAAUGCUUUCGGUGUAGAAAGUACUUCAGAUACAAAUCAAAACUACUUGUGUACCAAAGGAUCCACAGAGUGGAGAAACAUUUUGAAUGCUCAGAGUGUGAAAAGAAAUUCAGUCAUAGUUCCCUUCUUAAACAGCACCAAAGAAUCCACACAGAGGAAAAGCGUUUUGAGUGCUUAGAGUGUGGGAAGAGAUUUAGCUGGAGUGGUGAUCUUCAAAGUCAUCUACGAACCCACACAGGAGAGAAGCCUUUUGAAUGCUCAGAGUGUGGGAAAAGAUUCAGACAGAGUGGCGCUCUUCAACAGCAUCAAAGAACACACACGGGGGAGAAGCCUUUUGAAUGCUCUGUGUGUCGGAAGAGAUUCAGUCAGAGUGGCAAUCUUCAAAUUCAUCUAAGAACCCACACAGGGGAGAAGCCUUUUGAAUGCUCAGAGUGUGGGAAGAGAUUCAGUCACAGUGGCAAUCUUCAAAGUCAUCUACAAACCCACAUAAAAGAGAAGCAUUUUGAAUGCUCAGAGUGUGGAAAGGCAUUCAGUCACAGUAGCACUCUUCAGCAUCAUUUAAGAACCCACACAGGGGAGAAGCCUUUUGAAUGCUCAGAGUGUGGGAAGAGAUUCAAUCAGAGUGGCCACCUUCAGCUUCAUCAAAGAACCCACACAGGGGAGAAGCCUUUUGAAUGCUCAGAGUGUGGGAAGAAAUUCAGGGACAGUAGCAGUCUUCAAAUCCAUCUAAGAACCCACACAGGAGAAAAACCUUUUGAAUGCUUGGAGUGUGGGAAGAGAUUUCGACGGAGUGGCAGUCUUAAACUGCAUCAAAGAACCCACACAGGGGAGAAGCCUUUUGAAUGCUUGGAAUGUGGGAAGAGAUUUCGACGGAGUGGCAGUCUUAAACUGCAUCAAAGAACCCACACAGGGGAGAAGCCUUUUGAAUGCUCUGAGUGUGGGAAGAGAUUCAGGGACAGUCAUGGUCUUCAAAGUCACCUAAGAACCCACACAGGGGAGAAACCUUUUGAAUGCUCAGAGUGUGGGAAGAGAUUCAGGGACAAUCAUGGUCUUCAAAGUCACCUAAGAACUCACACAGAGGAGAAGCCUUUUGAAUGCUCAGAGUGUGGGAAGAGAUUCAGCUGGAGUGGUGAUCUUCAAAGUCACCUAAGAACCCACACAGGGGAGAAACCUUUUGAAUGCUCAGAGUGUGGGAAGAGAUUCAGCCGUAGUUGCUAUCUUCAACAGCAUCAAAGAACGCAUACAGGGGAGAAGUCUUUUAAAUGCUCAGAGUGUGGAAAGAGUUUCUGCCGCAGUGGCUAUCUUCAAAACCAUCAGAGAACUCACACUGGGGAAAAGCCUUUUCAGUGCCCAAAGUGCGAGAAGAGUUUCAGUCAGAGUGGCAAUCUUCAAAAUCAUCUACGAAUCCACACAGGGGAGAAGCCUUUUGAAUGCUCAGAGUGUGGGAAAAGAUUCAGGGUCAGUAGCAGUCUUCUGAGUCAUCUAAGAAUCCACACAGUGGAGAAGCCUUUUGAAUGCUCAGAAUGUGGGAAGAGAUUCAGGGACAAUAGCAGUGUUCAAACUCAUCUACGAAUCCACACAGGGGAGAAGCCUUUUGAAUGCUCAGAGUGUGGGAAGAGAUUCAGUAGGAGUGGAAAUCUUCAACAGCAUCAACGAACCCACAAAGGGGAGAAACCUUUUGAAUGCUCAGAAUGUGGAAAGAGAUUCAGGGACAGUAGCAGUGUUCAAACUCAUCUACGAAGCCACACAGGGGAGAAGCCUUUUGAAUGCUCAGAGUGUGGGAAGAGAUUCAGCCAGAGUGGCAAUCUUCAAAGUCACCUAAGAACUCACACAGGGGGGAAGCCUUUUGAAUGCUCAUAAUGUGGGAAGAGAUUCAGUCACAGCAGCUAUUUUCAAAGGCAUCAAGGAAUCCGCAUAGGGCAAAAAGUUUUGGAAUAGAAAGAGAUUCAGUCAGUGUGGUUAUCUUCAACAACAUCUAAGAACCCACAAAGCAGAAACUGUAACUUCUUAGCCUAAGAGUGUUGAAUUCAUUUCUUUUUCUAAUGAUACAACAGAAAUGUCACUUAGUUGGGCUGAGCCCUGUGUGCCACACAUUGUAAUGCCAGAUAUCCAAUUAACAAUAUUAUCUUUUACUCAAUAAGGCUAUUAAUGCUUUGUUUAGCAGUCUUCAAUAACUGACGUUUCUUUCUCUGAAUUACUGCAUAAAAUAUGAUGUCUGUGCUGUAGCAAUCUUGAGUGUGCUGGUUAGGUGUUUAUCUGUAUGCUGAGAAUAUACUUUUGAUUUAUUGAUAUUUAUUCUGGAAUAAAGCUUUUCAGAGAU